UUCUACAUUACCAACGGGUAUUGUACUCAUGCGCACAUACACGAUUCAAAAAUUAUACUUUAACUAUUUACGAUGCGUUUAUAAUACUUGGUUUAAAAGUAGCUCUCGAUUGACAGUAUAGUAUAACGCGAGACAAUUUGUGUAGAAGCGUCCAUGUGUUGUUACUUGUGCAAUUAAUUGUAUGGAGAGAAAUAUCGUUUGUACAUUUACGAAUCAUUCGUUUGUAACAUAACCUCAAUAAGGUUAUAUUAUUUUAACAAAUAUACGUAUACGUAUAAUAAUAUAGGAAACAUCAAGGCACGUGUGGAACUGUCGUAAAAGGGAGACAGCUAGAUCUUAUCAGAAUGGUAAAGAUAGCAUUUCAGAUAAAAGCUACGUUAGAAAAUAUAGAGGAACUGAAGCCAUCGGGAACAGAAUUUAGAUGGUACCUCAAAUUUACUUGCUGCAAUUGUGGCGAAGUAUCAGAAAAAUGGAAUUAUGUAUCUUUGAGCGAGUCCAUUCCAAGUCAAAGAGGAAACUCAGUGAAUCACUUUGCGAGCAAAUGCAAACUUUGUUCUCGCGAAAAUUCCAUGAGCAUCUUGGAGGAUUCCAUCAAAUCGUUUCUCGCGAACGAUCAGGAGAAAUUCCAAACGAUAGCGAUAUUCGAUUGUCGGGGCCUCGAACCUAGUGAUUUCUCAGCAAGAGAAGGAUGGACUGCCAAAGCCGUAAACGAUGGAAAAGUAUUUACAGAUAUAGAUUUAAGCGAAGGAGAGUGGGCUGAUUAUUGCGACAAGAUCAAAGAACCUGUUGGAAUUUAUGAAAUAGAACACAGAUUUGAAAGAAUGAAAUAAUAAGUUUUACGUGCUUGUUGUUACUGCAAUCGAUUCACACAUAAUGGGAUACUCUACGAAAAGUAGAAAUACUUUGAAUUCAAUAUAAAUUUUACAAAA
Messenger RNA from Bombus impatiens (common eastern bumble bee), 929 nucleotides. Its product is annotated as CXXC motif containing zinc binding protein. The record is from RefSeq and is a predicted model, not a curated record. Lineage: Eukaryota; Metazoa; Arthropoda; Insecta; Hymenoptera; Apidae. Gene Ontology annotation, molecular function: zinc ion binding. The transcript has a single exon. The coding region runs from base 345 to 830 and encodes 161 amino acids.